Molecule: messenger RNA, 724 nt
Organism: Salvelinus namaycush (lake trout)
Lineage: Eukaryota; Metazoa; Chordata; Actinopteri; Salmoniformes; Salmonidae
Product: cellular retinoic acid-binding protein 2-like
Exons: 4
Coding region: 269-697 (142 amino acids)
Biological process (GO): fatty acid transport
Cellular component (GO): nucleus; cytosol
Molecular function (GO): fatty acid binding
Source: RefSeq, a predicted model, not a curated record
CAGAGAGAGGGUUGGAUUAGGGCAUUGACAGCCACCUCAGUCAAACAGUUGAGAGACACACGGUCACAACCUGCUGAGGGGGCAAAACUAACGGGACCGGAAAGUCUAAAUCCAAUCCAGAUCACCUCUUAACUGAUUAGGGAGAGAGGACCAACCGACCACCUCGAGACCCCGCACUGAUUGAAAAGAGGGCAGAGUUGGAGAGUAAAACAAUCCGUUUUGAAAAAGAAGUAAAAUUGAUCUAUCCAGCCACCCUAUACUCUGAACCAUGGAGCGCAAAAUCCCUGACUUCGCUGGUACCUGGAAGAUGAAGAGCUCAGAGAACUUCGAGGAGCUUCUCAAAGCGCUGGGUGUGAACGUGAUGCUGCGUAAGAUAGCGGUGGCAGCAGCCUCCAAGCCGUCGGUGGAGAUCACCCAGGAGGGAGAGACUCUGUCCAUACGAACCUUCACCUCCGUCAGAACCACCCACGUCACCUUCACGGUGGGAGAGUCCUUCAACGAGGCCACGGUCGACGGACGCCCCUGCACGAGUCUUCCAAAGUGGGAGACAGACAGUAAGAUCAGCUGUGAGCAGACUCUGCAGAAAGGAGAGGGACCUAAGACCGCCUGGACCCGAGAGAUAACCAAUGACGGCGAGCUCAUCCUGACCAUGAGUGCGGAGGAUGUGGUGUGUACCAGAGUCUACGUACGAGAGUGAAAGAGGAGACAACUCUUUAUCCUUCCA